This is a messenger RNA of Leucoraja erinaceus (little skate), 5228 nucleotides long. Its product is annotated as elastin-like. The transcript has 53 exons. Bases 1 to 3486 code for a protein of 1161 amino acids. The record is from RefSeq and is a predicted model, not a curated record. Lineage: Eukaryota; Metazoa; Chordata; Chondrichthyes; Rajiformes; Rajidae.
AUGGCUCUGUGGCUCGUCCAGGGAUACCUGCUUCUGAGUCUCAUCAACUCGUCUCUGCAAGGAGGAGUUCCUGGAGGAAAUGGGGGUCAAGGAACACUAGGACGUCUCUUUCUUCCAAGUAGUUACUUCCGAGGUUAUGGAGUACCUAGCCAAGUUCCAAGGUCACCAUAUCCUUACAAGUCUGCUCCUGGAGCUGGGACUCUAGGUGCUGGAGGAGUUCCAGGUGCUGUUGUCCCAGGUGUAUAUCCAGGCUAUCAGGGUGCAAGGAGUCAUGGGCUUGGAGUACUUCCUGGAGUACCAACUGGAACUGGUUUGAAAGCCAAACCAAAUGCUGGUGGUCAAUAUGGAUAUCCAACAGGUUAUGGUAGCUUUGGAGUAGGAGUGCCUGUUGGCUAUCCAGUUCUUUCACCUAAACUUCCAGGUGGCUAUGGAAUUCCAUAUAGUGCAGCUGGAUAUGCAGCUGCCAAAGCUGCUAAAUAUGGAGCAGAAAAAUUAAGAUCAUCUGUUACUUUUGUCGAAAAGAUAGAUGAUUGUACAUCUCCUGUGCUGAUAUUCCAGGUGGUGUUCCAGGAGCAGUUCCGGGGGGUUCAGCUGGAGGCACUGUUCCAGGUGGCGUUCCAGGGGGUGUUCCAGGAGGUGUCCCUGGUGGAUAUGCAGGAGCCAAAGCUGCAAAAUAUGGAGAUGGUUAUGCAGCAGCCAAAGCAGCGAAAUACGCAGGUGCUGUUCCAGGAGGAUAUACUGGACUUGCAGCUGGAGGUGUUCCAGGGGGUGUUCCAGGAGGAUAUACUGGACUUGCAGCUGGAGGUGUUCCAGGGGGUGUUCCAGGAGGUCUUGCAGCUGGAGGUGUUCCAGGUGCUGUUCCAGGAGGAUAUUCUGGACUUGCAGCUGGUGGCGUUCCAGGAGGUGUUCCAGGAGGUCUUGCUGCUGGAGGUGUUCCAGGGGGUGUUCCAGGGGGUGUCCCAGGAGGAUAUUCUGGACUUGCAGCUGGAGGUGUUCCAGGGGGUGUUCCAGGAGGUGUUCCAGGUGCUGUUCCAGGAGGAUAUACUGGACUUGCAGCCGGUGGCGUUCCAGGAGGCGUUCCAGGGGGUGUCCCAGGAGGAUAUUCUGGACUUGCAGCUGGAGGUGUUCCAGGGGGUGUUCCAGGAGGUGUUCCAGGAGGAUAUGCAGCAGCCAAAGCAGCUAAAUAUGCAGGUGCUGUUCCAGGAGGGUAUUCUGGGCUUGCAGCUGGAGGUGUUCCAGGAGGUGUUCCAGGUGGUGUUCCAGGAGGAUAUACUGGACUUGCAGCUGGAGGUGUUCCAGGAGGUGUUCCAGGUGGAUAUGCUGCAGCCAAAGCAGCUAAAUAUGAGGUGUUCCGGGAGGUGUUCCGGGAGGAUAUCCUGGACUUGCAGCAGGAGGUGUUCCGGGAGGAUAUCCUGGACUUGCAGCAGGAGGUGUUCCGGGAGGAUAUCCUGGACUUGCAGCUGGAGGUGUUCAGCAGGAGGUGUUCCGGGAGGAUAUCCUGCUGGAUAUGCGGCAGCCAAAGCAGCUAAAUAUGCAGGCUCUGUCCCAGGAGGGGGUUCUGGGAUUGUUGCUGGCGGUGUUCCGGGAGGUGUUCCGGGAGGUGUUCCAGGGGCUGUUCCAGGGGCUGUUUCGGGAGGAGUUCCAGGAGGAGUUCCUGGUGGAUAUGCAGCAUCUAAAGCAGCUAAAUAUGGAGGUGGUGUUCCAGGAGGGGCUCCAGCACUUCCACUUGCAGCUGGUCUAGGGGGUCUUCCAGGGGGUGUUUCAGGAGGUCUCGCUGGUGGAUAUGCGGCGGCCAAAGCAGCUAAAUAUGGAGGGGCUGUGCCAGGAGCUGGUGGUGUACCUGGAGGCUAUGCUGGUGGUGUACCUGGAGGCUAUGCUGGUGGUGUACCUGGAGGCUAUGCUGGUGGUGUACCUGGAGGCUAUCCAGGGGGUGUACCUGGUGCUGGAUACGGAGGCCUCCCAGCUGGCUAUGCAGCAGCUAAAGCUGCAAAAUAUGCAGGGGCUGUGCCAGGUGGAGUUCCUGGUGGUGUACCUGGAGGCUAUCCAAGGGGUGUACCUGGAGGCUAUCCAAGGGGUGUACCUGGAGGCUAUCCAAGGGGUGUACCUGGAGGCUAUCUAGGAGGUGUACCUGGAGGCUAUCCAGGGGGUGUACCUGGAGCUGCAUAUGGAGGCCUUCCAGGUGGUUAUGCAGCAGCCAAAGCUGCAAAAUAUGCAGGGGCUGUGCCAGGAGGAGUUCAAAGGGGUGUACCUGGAGGCUAUCCAGGGGGUGUACCUGGAGCUGCAUACGGAGGCCUUCCAGGGGCUGUGCCAGGAGGAGUUCCUGGAGGUGUACCUGGAGGCUAUCCAGGGGGUGUACCUGGAGCUGGAUAUGGAGGCCUUCCAGCUGGCUAUGCAGCAGCUAAAGCCGCAAAAUAUGCAGGGGCUGUGCCAGGAGGAGUUCCUGGUGGUGUACCUGGAGGCUAUCCAGGUGGUGUACCUGGAGCUGCAUCCGGAGGCCUUCCAGGUGCUGUGCCAGGAGGUGUACCUGGAGGCUAUCCAGGGGGUGUACCUGGAGCUGGAUAUGGAGGGCUUCCAGGUGGUGCAUACAGGUCUGCAAAAGCUGCUAAAUAUGGAGGUGGUCCUGGAGGAACUGGACUUGGAGGACUUCCAGGGGGUUUAUUUGGAGGUGUUCCAGGUGGAUAUGCUGCAGCUAAAGCUGCCAAAUAUGCAGGGGGAGUACCAGGAGGCAUUCUCGGAGCAUUAACUGGAGGCUAUCCUGGAGGCGUACCUGGAGGUGUUUCAACACGUCUUCCAGGUGGAUAUGCAGCAGCUAAAGCUGCUAAAUAUAGAGGUGCGGGAGGGGCUUUAUCUGGCGGCUUUCCAGGAGGCUUAUCAGGUGGAGCUGCCGGGGCUAGAGCUGCUGCGGCUAAAGCUGCAAAAUUUGCAGGUGUGCCAGGGGCAGUUCCAAGCACUGGACUAGGAGGUCAACUAGGAGGUCAACUAGGAGUUAUACCAGGUGGAGCAGGUGCAGCCAAAGCAGCUAAAUAUGGAGGUGGCCCAGGAGCUGUGCCUGGCGUUCAGCCAGGAGUUAUACCUGGAGUUCAAACUGGAUCAGUAGCAGGUAUCCCAGGUGAUUUAGCAGGCAGUUAUGCCGCAGCUAAAGCAGCUAAAUAUGGAGCCGGUGGGAUGGGCUUGCAGCCUGGCGGAGGAGUAGGUGUACAGCCUGGCGGAGGAGUCGGUGUACAGCCGGGCCUUGGAUUGGGUGUAACUGGAGUUCGACCCAGCAGUGCUCCUCUGACUCCCCAACCAGGUGGAGUGCAGCCAGAUUUUGGUAGUAAAGCAGCCAAGCAAGGGCUUGGACAAAGAGGUGCUGGUGGAUUCCUACCCUAUUAUCAACCUGCAGGAGUCAGAGCUGGAUAUGGAGAUGGAACUGGACAAUUGGGGUACCUACAGGCUGCAGGCUCCCCUUGUGCAAUGGGCAAAUACUGUGGCAGAAGGAGAAAAUAAUCAAAUAUUGGGAAAAGAAGUGACCUCAAGAAUUCUGGUGCUACUGCCUGAUUUGGAAUGUAAAGGAUGGUGUGUCAUGGAACUCCUCAGCUCCAUCCCUUUCCCUCAGAUACACCUUUCAACCCCCAUUUCAUCUACAUGUGUUAUCAAUAUCUAAUGGAUUUUUUUUUUAUCAAGGAAACUCUAAAAUAUGUUGUGUGCUUCAAGAGUUUAGGGACCAGUUUACAGCUGAGUCUUUUGCUGUUAAUCUCAGUAUUAGUUAACACCAUCCUUGACUUGAUUUGUUUUAUUUUGUGACAAUGUCUCCAGUAUUAUUAAAUUAUAAAAAUGGUGUUAUUAAUUUUCAGUUGCUUGGGCUUUGCUUGACAAAAUGUACUGUGAGCAAUGCCUGGAUUAUAUAGCUGGGUAGUAGCUCCAUCCACCCCUACCAUAAUAUUUGGUGCUAAACAUCAUUUUUUUAGAGUGGCAGCUGUAUUCAUACAAAUGAUGGCUCAACUGAUGCUGGGACCUGAAGUGACCAAUGCAACUUUCACAUAUUAUAGUUCUAAAUGUUUGUGCACAUGGCUGCCAGGACUUUGCACAUGGAGGCCAAAUUACCUUCCUGGCCAGAAUAUUCCUGGAGAGAUUGAUAUGAUUUUUAAAGUUUAUUUUAAGUUUAUGCAAGCUGAGAGACAUUAGGACAGAUUUUCCUUGUCUUCCACUCAAGGCUUCUGAUGUUCAUAUGCACAGAAAACAAGUGCCAGCUAUAUUUCAGGUGUGUGUAUCUCCCCGUCUGAUUUUCCUGUAUCCAUUGCACAUACAUGACUCAAUAGCCCUAGGCUCAGGAAAAUCUGCCCCAGAGUAAUAAAACAUGAAUAACUUCACCAUAGGCAUGGUGUGGCAAGACGUUUACUACCUCCAGGAUUAGGAUUGUUGAAUGAGCUCCAUACGUUUCAACAAUCCGAUUACCUCCACAGCUAGUUUUAACUAAGAUUUUUAUAUUAUUGAUGUCCUCUUAGAAUUCUUCCAACGGAGUUAAUUGCAUAACAUGUAUCCAGGUGACUUUUAUUUUGAAUUUGAAUAAUUUUCCUAAUCCAUUCCAGUUUAUAAAUUUUCCCUGGAUUAGAAAUACAACUUAAUUGUCUUGCUGUUAAAAGAUUGAUCACUGUACAUGGUGUUGUGAAUCCCUGUGGCACUACAUUGUAUCUUGGGCAUCAUCUUUGUGAACAACUAUUUAAAAAUGAGAGGUUAUUUGAACAGAAUCAUAUGCAAUUAUUGAAUUGCAUGCAAAUUCAAGCUGUCUGACGUGAAAAUGCAGAAGCCCACCAAAGCCACAAUUGUUAAAUCUAUUAUACCUUCCAGUUUCUGAUCCUUUCCUGUGAUUCCACUUUCUUGGACUCUAUUUUUCUGUUUUAAUUCUGUUUCUGGUGGAAAAUAUGAUUUUCAAUUUUCUUGAAAAUAGUGCGGAGAGCAUCUUAAGUGUUCAUAGAAGCAAAUGCUGAACAGUUUCUACUUUUAUUGCAACUCACCACUUUGUCCUGCAACUCUUUUAAUAAAUGAGAUUGCUUGAAAUUAUGCUGUCAUAUGUAAUACUUUACAUCAGUUCUGUUGUAAUAAACAUUGUAGUAGAACUUGAGCCCCAACAUUAAUGUAUUGCUUCAGAUUUGGUGUAAUGACCAUCCGCUGUAAACUCUGUGACUCAAAUACAGGAUGGAUAAUAAUUCAGUACUUGCUUUUAAAAUAAACAAAAUUGUUUACUUUAA